Molecule: messenger RNA, 1085 nt
Organism: Zychaea mexicana
Lineage: Eukaryota; Fungi; Mucoromycota; Mucoromycetes; Mucorales; Lichtheimiaceae
Exons: 7
Coding region: 304-921 (205 amino acids)
Biological process (GO): regulation of DNA-templated transcription
Molecular function (GO): sequence-specific DNA binding; zinc ion binding
Source: RefSeq, a predicted model, not a curated record
AUUGUUUUCUGGAGCAGAAACAGAAGAGAUAUUGAAAUUAUCAAUGAUCAAAGGCGGGACCUUUGAUAAAUUCGUUGAAUUGUUCUAGUUCAUGGAAGGGACGAGACCAUCGUUGGGAAGAGUUGAACAUGUCUGGACCUUUGAUAAAUUCGUUGAAUGUAUUGUUCUAGUUCAUGGAAGGGACGAGACCAUCGUUGGAAAGAGUUGAACAUGUCUAUAAAAACAAAGUUUUCAUCACGUCUUUUUCUUUCAGUAUACAACCUCUUUUUCUUGUACCAUACAAUAAGAACGCGCUUUUAAAACAUGUGCAUGGCUAGCCGAUACUUCAUCAGUAACACGUUUGACAAUCCAUAUGCCUGGGUGCAAGGUCAUUAUGGUUAUACGUGGUCGACAAAUGCAUUAUGCUACGGUGACGGUGGUAUGAAUGAUUACUACUACCCAGAAGAGGAUCGCAACAAUAUCGCUCCUAGCCGGAUUUUGUCGCUCUAUGAUUGUAAUGAAGCAAUCAAUAAUCCCAUUCUCUUUGACCCGGAAUCGGUUACUCCAAGCAGCGAACGAUCAUUUGAAUCAACCGGUACAGCUUUUACCAGUGAUUUGACUGCCACUAGUGCCGCAUCUGGCACUGUUACUGGUCCGGUCGACGCUACGGACGAAAAACAUUGCGUGAACUGCGAGUGCAAAGUGACAUCCGUGUGGCGAAGAUCGCAAGGCGAGUCUAUCUGCAAUGCCUGCCAUAUAUAUAACGGACACCGCCGCUUCACCAUCGGAGUAAAAAACGGCUCGCCAUUUCGACGUGUAAUUAGAAAAGAUCGCAAAGUUGUCUGUUCGAUUUGCCAAAAUGACGACGCGACCUUCAACUACGAAGUGGGCGAAACCCACGGUGUGAAAAAAUACCAAUGUCGUGUUUGUUACAACCACUGAUUCAAAUAUCUGGUUUUACCCCAUUAUGCUAUGUAGCACACUCUCGCUUCAGUUUUGACCUUUUUUCUUUCUUUCUGUUGUACAUACUCUUUUGAUUCUUUGCUGUAUCACAUCACCAUUUGUGUCACAUGCAUAAAACGCACGUAAUAAAGUGCCAGUGACCC